Molecule: messenger RNA, 729 nt
Organism: Dermatophagoides pteronyssinus (European house dust mite)
Lineage: Eukaryota; Metazoa; Arthropoda; Arachnida; Sarcoptiformes; Pyroglyphidae
Product: glucosamine-6-phosphate deaminase-like
Source: RefSeq, a predicted model, not a curated record
AUGCAAGUAUUAAUUUUUGAAUCUAAACAAGAAUUAAGUAAAUUUGUAGCUGAAUUUGUCAUAGCGCAUAUAAAAAAAGUAUUCGAUCAAAAAAAUCGUUCAUUUGUGCUCGCUACACCGACAGGUGGAAGUGUGUUGGAUGCAUAUAAAGAACUUAGUGAAUUAGGACGAAAAAACACUGACAUCGAUUGGAAAAAUGUACAUACUUUUGCUUUAGAUGAGUAUUGUUUGAGAGCCACUAACUUUACAGACAGUUACAAGUAUUUUUUAAAAAAGAAUUUACUGGACAAUUUGCCAUUACCAGAAGAGAAUAAAAACUUUUUGAAUUAUUUGGCUGAUGAUUUGAACCAGGAAUGUAAGAGAUACGAAUCGAAAAUUGAAGUAUUAGGUAACUUUGAUUUAUUUAUUGGCGGUAUCGGACGAAAUGGGCAUAUCGCUUUUAACGAGCCUCCAAUAACGAAAGAUUCCAAGUGCAGAAUUGUGGAGCUUGCACAUUCUACAAUUGAAGCUAAUAAACGCUUUUUUAACAGUACCAGUGAAGUACCUACUAGAGCUAUGACUAUAGGGUUUAAAAUUAUUUUAAAAAGUAAAUUAAUAUUAUUAAUCAUGAAUAAGUUCUAUGUUCAUUUUGAAGUUUUUUUAGAGAUAGCAGUACAACAAACCCUAAGUUUAAGUUAUAUGGCAUUAGAUCUGGAAUUAGGUCGUCAAAAAAAAGAUUGUCUUUUAUAG